CAAUUCUUGCACAAUCGCAUUCUAACAUUUGAAGGGGUUGCCCAGUAGGUCACAGAUGUCAGAACCCCCCGCUACCAUCAAUAUUAGGGACCCAACUUCCAAGCCCAAAGACCCGGCCAGGUACUGACUGCCCUAUGCCUGAAAUCUGGAAGUUGCCCGACAGGUGACGUUAGGUACCUGGCCGCAGUGACGCAGUGCCCAAGGUACCUUAGCCUUCCGUUGCGUGUGCGCUGUGCGCCGCGCCCCUGCCAUUCGAUUCUAUUGUAUUAGUCCCCCGCCCCUCUUUACCCAUCACCCCUCCUUCGUUGCUUAGCCUGGCGACCGGCGAAAGCUCUCCUCCGACAAAAGUCUCGAUCGCUUCAAAGUCCACCGUAAACAAACCGACCCCUCCCUCCGACUCGAAACCUCCUCGUCUUCAACACAGCUACCCCUUUCAAAUCAGACAAGAUGGCGACCAACUUCGAGGAAAUCGCAAAGCAGUUCAUCGAGUUCUACUACAACCAGUUCGACACGGACCGCAAGCAACUUGCCAGCCUCUACCGUGAGGGGUCUAUGCUGACUUUCGAGUCUGCUUCUUCCCUUGGUGUCAACUCCAUCGUCGAGAAGCUCUCCUCCCUGCCUUUCGAGAAGGUGAAGCACCAGGUCACCACCCUCGACUCCCAGCCCACCACCGAGGGCGGCAUUAUCAUCCUCGUCACUGGCCAGCUUUUGGUCGAUGAGGAGCAGCGCCCCAUGAGCUACACCCAGGCUUUCCAGCUUCUGCGUGAUUCCUUAGGCAACUACUUCGUCUUCAACGACAUUUUCAAGCUUGUCUACGCUGCAUAAAUUCUCCACGCACUUCAGGAGAGUACGAUUUGAUGAGGCCCAAUAUCUGACUUCGAGGGACUGGGGCAUGGCUGAGGGCAGGAUAGAAGAAUCUCUGUCUACUUCGAUUUCUCACUCCCUUUGAUCUACGCCGGGUUGAGGCGAGCACGUUGGCAAGGAUACCAUUUCACGUUUCCAGGAAUCCAAAGACGGCUCUGUUCAUACAUGGCUCCAUAGAGAAAUGGGAAAAUACCCCU
This is a messenger RNA of Colletotrichum godetiae, 1061 nucleotides long. Its product is annotated as nuclear transport factor 2. Gene Ontology annotation, biological process: protein import into nucleus. Lineage: Eukaryota; Fungi; Ascomycota; Sordariomycetes; Glomerellales; Glomerellaceae. Gene Ontology annotation, molecular function: nuclear import signal receptor activity. Gene Ontology annotation, cellular component: nuclear pore central transport channel. The record is from RefSeq and is a predicted model, not a curated record. The transcript is spliced from 6 exons. Bases 448 to 825 code for a protein of 125 amino acids.